GGCCACUGGACCCGGUGCAGCGCUAGCCCGACCAUGGCGGCGGACGGCGGGGCAGAACAAUCGCCGUGGUUCGUGCACCGGCCGGGGACCUGCGGCUGGAAACCCGUCCAGUCCCAGAACCAGGUCCCAAUGAGGUCCUGCUGCGCAUGCAUUCCGUCGGGAUCUGCGGGUCCGACGUCCACUACUGGCAGCACGGCCGGAUCGGGGAUUUUGUCGUCAAGGACCCCAUGGUGUUGGGGCACGAAGCUGCUGGGACUGUCGUCAAAGUGGGCUCAGGGGUGACUCAUCUGAAACCAGGUGACCGUGUGGCCAUCGAGCCGGGCGUCCCGAGGGAAAUGGAUGAGUUCUGCAAAACUGGCCGCUACAACCUGUCCCCAACCAUCUUCUUCUGUGCAACCCCCCCCGACGAUGGGAACUUGUGCCGCUACUACAAGCACAGUGCCAGCUACUGCUACAAGCUUCCAGAUAACGUCACCUUUGAAGAAGGAGCCCUUAUCGAGCCCCUGUCAGUGGGAAUCCAUGCCUGUAAAAGAGCAGGAGUCACUCUGGGAAGCAAAGUCUUCGUGUCUGGCUCUGGACCAAUUGGCCUCGUUAAUGUGAUUGUUGCUAAGAUGAUGGGUGCAGCUGCUGUGGUGGUCACAGAUUUAUCUGCCUCUCGCCUGCAAAAGGCCAAGGAGGUGGGGGCAGAUUUUACCAUUCAAGUGAAGAACGAGACCCCUCAGGAGGUGGCCUCCAAAGUGGAAGGUGUGCUUGGCUGCAUGCCCGACAUCACCGUGGAGUGCACAGGGGUGCAGGCCUGCAUCCAGGCUGGCAUUUAUGCCACUCGUUCUGGUGGGACCUUGGUGCUGGUGGGGCUGGGGCCUGAGAUGGUGACGGUGCCCAUUGUGAAUGCUGCUGUGCGGGAGGUGGAUAUCCGCGGGAUAUUCCGCUACUGCAACACGUGGCCCGUGGCCAUCGCUCUGCUCGCAUCCAAGCGGAUCAACAUCAAGCCCUUGGUUACGCACCGCUUCCCCCUGGAGAAGGCUCUAGAGGCGUUUGAGACCACCAAGAGGGGUGAGGGGGUCAAAGUCAUGCUGAAGUGUGACCCCACUGACCAGAGUCCCUGAGCUGCUGCAGUGCCCAGCCCUCGCCCCACUGCACCGGCCUGCCUGGGACGUGCAGGAUGAGGCUGCAGGAAGGAGGCUGAUGUGGGGCUGUUGUGUGUUUGCAGUCACCUUGCACAGCUGCUUCUUGUAACUAGAAAAUCAAAUGGUGAUGAGGGUGAGUGGCACUGAGAUUCACCAUUAGAGCACUAACAGGUAGUUACAAAUGGACAACCAAGAAUUCGAAUCAAAAUGUUGGGUUAGAAAUGAGGGUUUUCACAGUUGGCUCUUCUCCAGCAGCCCCCCAGCAGAGCCUGGCCUGAUGCCUCUGUGCUGGGGGAGGUGCUGGCACUCCACCUUCUCACCCUGCUGCUCUGGCUGCAGCCCUUCCUGCAUGACAAUCCCUGGAUGUGAGAUAGCCCUGUGUGAAUAUUCCCCCUUCCCAUUGCACCUUCUCUCAGGGAUGCUCAGGGAUUGUACAGCCUGUGGAACAAAGCCUGGCCAUCCCCCCUCCAUAGGAAGCAUCAGCACAUUCAGGUCAUUCUCUCCAUGCUCUUUGCAAAUAUCCCAAAGCUCAGAGUCCAGGGUUUUUGUGAAGCUGGUCUGGAGGCCAGCUGGGACCACGUCUGCUGUGUCACCCCCCAGCAGCUCCUUGUGGGACCACUUCAGGCUGGGAAACUGGGACUGCUGAGGGCCUUGUCUUUAUGUGGUUCCCAGGGAGGGGCUGCUGUUGGAGGAUACAGCUGCUUUUAGCACAGAGGGAAGUGCAGGGGAGCCGUAAGGGGACAGCAUCAUUCAAAGGUUUUACCACUGUGAAAAAAUCAUAAUUUUUUGGGAAUAUCGAACCUUCCUGCUGAGUUUGUGAGCCAUGAACAAGGUACUAAUGAGGUAGCAGGUUGCAGAUAAAAUCUAAUCUUUGAUUACAGUCAUGCUAAUUUUAGUACUGAGAGAUCAGUUUCUUCCUUGGGCCGGUACUGAACUUUCCUCAAUAAAUUCUGCCUACCUGAGACCUAC
Molecule: messenger RNA, 2096 nt
Organism: Manacus vitellinus (golden-collared manakin)
Lineage: Eukaryota; Metazoa; Chordata; Aves; Passeriformes; Pipridae
Gene: SORD
Product: sorbitol dehydrogenase
Exons: 9
Coding region: 147-1106 (319 amino acids)
Biological process (GO): D-sorbitol catabolic process
Molecular function (GO): zinc ion binding; L-iditol 2-dehydrogenase (NAD+) activity
Source: RefSeq, a predicted model, not a curated record